AUGCGUGCCCUUCCUCAGUCUCUGGAAUACCUUACCCUGGUGGGUACCACAGAAGAAGAAGUGCCAUCUAUAGCAGCACUCAUCCGCAACAAGACUACCUACAUCCCACACCUCAAAGAACUCAAUUUGUACUGGAGUAUUCUCAAAUAUCCCGAAAACAAGACACGUUCUCUUUCCGAGACAUUAUACAAACACCCUGGCUUCACCCGAGAAGAAGCUUGCGAAUUGUGGCAAGAUUGUAUCGCGAAAGGUGUGAAGAUGCUUGUCACCUCCUGCACACCACCCAAUGAAUUUGCCGAAUGA
Messenger RNA from Hymenoscyphus albidus, 303 nucleotides. The record is from the annotation of a GenBank genome assembly. Lineage: Eukaryota; Fungi; Ascomycota; Leotiomycetes; Helotiales; Helotiaceae.